UUUAGUCUUACUUUUAAGUCUUACUUUUACUGUUAAGGUUGUUUAACUUAAUUGCCUCAACACUGUCAACCGCGAUCGAUCUUCCAAUUCAGCAACAUGAAACUCUUCACCAUCUCAGCAUCCCUCGAUCGCGAGCUUCAGCCAUCGCCGGAAAUGAAAGAUUCAGUGACGGCCAUGGAGAAAAUCGUAGGUCACAACUUCAAGAACAAGAGGCUCCUAGAGGAAGCUCUCACACACUCCUCCAUCACUUACUUUCCCUCGUAUAAGCGUCUCGCGGUGCUCGGCGACGCCGCCCUUGGCCUCGCUAUGAGUAAUCACCUCUUUCUUGCUUACCCCAAUAUGGAUCAAGGCAACUUCACUGAGCUCCGCUCCGCAAAUGUUAGUAGGGGGAAGUUCGCAUGCGCCGCUGUAAAACAUGGUUUUUAUGGCUGCCUUCGCCACAGAUCACCUGCUCUCGAUAAUGAGGUAACGGAGUUUGCCAGAGAGGUAUCGAUAUGGAAUGGAAAAAAUGAGCCGACACUUGUAUAUGAUGGGGCUAUACAACCCAGUCGUGUUCUUGCAGAAAUUGUGGAGGCAGUGGCAGCUGCUGUAUACAUUGACUUGAACUUUGAUCUGGACAAACUAUGGAUGAAAUUCAAGCAUCUUUUGGAGCCUAUAGUUACUCUCGAGGGAUUGCCACAUCACCCUGUGACAGUGUUGUUUAAGUUUUGCCAAAAGCAUGGAAUGCGUGUUGAAAUCCAGGGGUCGAGAAAUAAUACCGAAAAUUUAAGUAUUGCUUGUGUACGUGUUGAUGGUUACAUCGUUGCCUCGGCUUCUUAUAAGCAUAUGGAAAUUGCUAGGCUUUCUGCUGCACGAACAGCUCUAUCUGAGUUGUCCAAUUCAUUCGGCAUAAGCUGUAAGUCGGUUAAAGUUGUUACAGAAAAUGAAGCUAAACAGAAUUUGAAUGUGCUUUGUGACAAGAAGAGGAUCCCUAAACCAACUUACAAAAUUGAGAAAGAAUCUGGUCCUGCACAUGAGAAGAGAUUUGUAUCAUCAGUUGAAAUUGCAACUGUAGAGCUAAAAAUGAUGGGAGAUGAAAGGUCGACAAUAAAAGAUGCGCAGAAUUCUGCGGCUGCCUUGAUGAUCCUUGGUUUACUACAAUCUGAUACUAUGACCAACACCAAAGAAGCAGGUAAUAGUAGGAUUGGUUAUUUUCCCUCAGUACUCUACAGACUUGUGUUAUGAUUCGUUGGGUGACGAGGCUGCUUGUUUUUUGUUUCAAAGGAAUAAGUCUGUUAGUUAUUUUCUUUACCGUGGUCAAAUUAGUUAUUGGGUAGCCUUUCUCUUUAUUUCCAUAUUUGGAGGUCACUCUUGAUUCCUCUUGGAAUUUCAAAGAGCUUGUUUGUAUGGCCUCGUUCGAUGUUCAGGACUAAAUAAGAAUGUUGGUCAUGGAUUAUAGGAAAAUAAUGUGUUUCGUGCCUACAGGAUUUAGGUUAGGAUUUGAUCCUGUAACAUGUGGUUUGUGCUCACCAUAGUUUUCGGACCGGGUGUGCCCUGUUUCAAGUGUUGGCAUGAUUGGAUAGAGUUUACUGGCAGUUUAAGUUCGACAGAGCACUUUUGUAUCAAAAUUUAUAUGAUCUAAAACAAGUGACCUACAAUCAACAAUAGAAAAUGAAGUAUAGUUUUAUGCUAGUCUAGGAGCUCAAUUUUAUGGUUUUUUUUUUUAAAAAAAAACUUAAAGGUGAUAGUCCUGCGAUGGCUCGGAGACAUGGAGAGACAAAAUGAAACAAGUGAAAGAUUGUCCUUGUCUCGGCUCUUAAAGCUACCAGAGCAGAUUAGGCAUAGAAGUACUCUUUAAAAGUUGAAGUCGUCAAUUAGGUGGUUUCACUGCUAACAUUAAUUGUUGCAGGUGAGGUAUGGUGCUUAGUCAGUGCAAGGAGCUUACCUAGAGAUUGUUGAGAAUGAAUCCCACAUCGAUGGAGGAGAUAUCUUGCAUGAAGCUAAAUGGUAUCAAAGCACUACGUCCUCAGCCAAAUGGUCACAUGCCCUCUACGUCACCCCAUUUCUAUUGUUGCUAGGCUUGAUCAAUAUAGCCACUUCCCUCCACUUUGCAUGGUUGUUCUUCACCGUAUAAUAGCCCCUCACUCUCCUUAUCCAUUACAAAUUUUACAACCUCGCUUAAGCUCUCCUUUGAAAACCGCCCAUCUUCUUCUCUCUCCACCUCCAUAGCAACCUUGAGCUCUUUAACCAUCAACUUGGUUACCAAGAUCUGGUUCACCAGUCGUGGAACCAGAACAAUCUGAUUUUCACUCAACAAAGACUCCAGCAUUGACCCAAACCCACAGUGAACAAAGAACCAACUGCUGGGCGGCGCAAGAUCGACGUUAGGCUGUUUAGUGAUGGCUGAGGGAGCAGGAGGAUUUCAUUGUCAGUCGAGCUUUAUGGCGGAGGCAGAAGCUAUGCGCACUGGCCUCACUGAAUGUUUGGAAAAGGGGUUACGGAAGAUUGAAGUAGAAGUGGAUGCGAAAGGUCUGGUUGAGAUGCUGAAAAGUGGAGAGGUUUUGGAUACAUCGGUGGAAGGUAUUCUAACGCAAAAUCAAUUGUUAAAAGUUGAGAAACUCAAGAUGUUUAAACUUUUGAUGCAAAUGGGGAAUCGAUUCCGAUGAUUCAUCAACCAAUCCCUACACGACAACCUCGGCCACACUGUAUUACCCUUAUUCUUUUUUCUUUUCCUUUAACAUUCUUUUCCGCAAAUAGGGAAUAGAUCCCUUACUUUGACUAUUAAGAUUGCUUAACUGCUUUCCAUUA
Molecule: messenger RNA, 2787 nt
Organism: Pyrus x bretschneideri (Chinese white pear)
Lineage: Eukaryota; Viridiplantae; Streptophyta; Magnoliopsida; Rosales; Rosaceae
Product: ribonuclease 3-like protein 2
Exons: 4
Coding region: 97-1224 (375 amino acids)
Biological process (GO): siRNA processing
Cellular component (GO): cytoplasm; nucleus
Molecular function (GO): RNA binding; ribonuclease III activity
Source: RefSeq, a predicted model, not a curated record